Cladocopium goreaui is the source of this 777-nucleotide messenger RNA. Lineage: Eukaryota; Dinophyceae; Suessiales; Symbiodiniaceae. The record is from the annotation of a GenBank genome assembly.
GCUCAAGUGACUUUUUCCUGGUGUCCACAGCUGUGUCAUGGCCGGCUGGGACAGAUAUGGUGAGGAGAAAAAGUACCGAAAAGAUGUGGAUAUCAACGACAAUCCCAAGCAUGUCGGAGAGCCUUUGAGGAAAUUGACCUUGGAGGACCGCCUCGAGAUUCGGCGCCAAACCCGUGAACAGCAGAAGAAGCGCUCCGUGUCCAUGGCCGAAAUCAACGAAGACCUCGAGAGCGACGACGUGGACCUCAGCGGUGCUGCCGUGACCAGCCCUUCCAAGCGGCCGAAGGUCAUUGAUGGCGAUGGCGAUGGAGAGCUGGACAUCAUAGGUGUGGCUUCAUCCAAUGGCAAGAAAGCCAAGGAGGUGGUGGACCUCGCGGACGACGACAACGCCAGCCGUGCCGCUGCCAUCCGCCGCGCCCGUCGCAGAGCCAAGGCCAAGGGGAAGCACCCGGGGAUUCGACCGGCGCCGAAGGUGGCCACCGUGGCCAAUGGGGAUGAGGUGGAGGUCCUUGAGUAGAUCUCAGGGACGCUCUCAUGGGGCAGGAAGUCGCUGCUAGCCAGCUGACUCAGAAUCUGAGUUGAAGUCCCUGAGUUUUUGUGGAAAGCCUGGGCCCCAUCUUCGCGGCACUGUGCGGUGAAUGCUUUUGCUGAUCCAAACUGGACAGUUGAGCAUACCUCCAGUUGCAUAGCCGCAUAGCUCUCUACAUUGAGAAUCCUAAUGUCUGCUUUCACCCCCAAAAAAAGUCGGGAAGGAUCUAGCGUGCACGCUGCCAAAAU